Molecule: messenger RNA, 2662 nt
Organism: Vespula pensylvanica (western yellowjacket)
Lineage: Eukaryota; Metazoa; Arthropoda; Insecta; Hymenoptera; Vespidae
Gene: hh
Product: sonic hedgehog protein A
Exons: 3
Coding region: 65-1504 (479 amino acids)
Biological process (GO): regulation of gene expression; cell-cell signaling; smoothened signaling pathway
Molecular function (GO): patched binding; calcium ion binding
Source: RefSeq, a predicted model, not a curated record
UAUAUAUAUAUAUACAUAGUUGCGCGGAACGGAAGAAAAAUUGAGCGAUUCGUUCGCUCGAAUUAUGGUGUGCCAUCGUAAUCAUCAUCGUCAUAGGGGCCUCCUAAGGGCUAGCAGCCACCGUAGCUGCGCCUUUGGGAGGCGAGGAGAACACGUACCGUCGGUACUACGCGUUUUCCUCUUGAUAUUGGCACUCUGGAUGCCGGUACUCGACAACGGUGCUCUUGUACUCGCCUGCGGACCCGGCAGAGGCGCCGGAAGACGUCUUGGUCCCAAGAAGGUCACGCCUCUUGUCUUUAAACAGCACGUGCCCAACGUCAGCGAAAACACGCUACCGGCAAGUGGACUCAGCGAUGGACGUGUAUCCAGACACGAUCCAAGAUUUCGUGAUCUUGUGCCAAACUAUAACGCCGACAUCAUUUUCAAGGACGAGGAAGGUACCGGUGCUGAUAGAUUCAUGACACAGAGGUGCAAGGAGAAAUUGAAUACCUUAGCAAUCUCGGUAAUGAACCAGUGGCCCGGAGUGAAGCUGAGAGUUACAGAGGGCUGGGACGAGGAGGGAAAACAUGCAACCGAUUCCCUCCAUUACGAAGGACGAGCCGUCGACGUGACGACGAGUGAUCGCGAUCGAUCGAAGUACGGAAUGUUGGCGAGACUCGCAGUCGAAGCUGGUUUCGAUUGGGUUUAUUACGAAUCCAGGUCCCAUAUACACUGUUCCGUUAAGUCUGAAUCAUCAUCGGCAGGCAAAUCGGGUGGUUGUUUCCCCGGGAAAAGUUACGUCAGAACGGAAGAUGGUAGACGAAAGAGGGUGGACGAAGUCCAGUUAGGCGAACGAGUAGCAGCCAUGAAUUCUCAGGGUGAAUUGAUCUACAGCGAGGUGAUAGCUUUCUUGGAUAGAGCACCAACGGAGAGACGACAAUUCGUGAAACUUGUUACGGAAUCUGGACGAGUGUUGACCUUGACGCCAGCACAUUUGGUACCGAUCAAGGAUAAAUCAACGAUAUUUGCGGCGAGGGUAGGAAUAGGGGAUAAAAUUCUUGUGGCAGAGAAAAAAGAGGAUUCUUCGUUCUCCAUAAUGGAGAAUACUCUGAACAAUGAAGUGUACAAUGCGCGUAGUCAACGUCUUCGUUGGGAUCGAGUGAUCGAGACAAGGUUGAUCCUUGAGAAGGGUGUUUUCGCGCCGCUGACAACGGAAGGGACAUUAUUGGUCGACGACGUCAUAGCUUCGUGUUAUGCCGUAAUCGAUAGUCAAACAUUGGCACAUUAUUCCUUUCUUCCUUUGCGAAUUUGGAACAGCUUAGAAUCGUUCUUCGUUCGAAGGCCAUCCUCGGCUAGAAGAACGAUCGACGUAGAUCGACCGGAUAUCAGGCAACAAAGGACUAAUAACGAGACAACGAACAUCGAUCACAAAGUAAACGAGAAGUACACCGGAGUACAUUGGUACGCCUCGUUUCUUUACAAUUUUGCCUCUUCCGUUUUACCACGUAACAUGCUCUACAAUUAAUUAGAACAACUUUCAACAUGCCGAAGGAUAUAAGGGGAAAAUGAAUGAACGUUGCCUUUUUUCUCUUAUCGGUUAAUCCUUUGAUUGAGAUCAACAACAUUUUGCUUUAUUAUUUCUCCUUUAGUGUGUUCUUCCAAGGAUGCUUUUAUCUUUUCUCUUAGAGAGAAAGAGAGAGAGAGAGAGAGAGAGAGAGACUAUGUCUUUUGUCUUGUUGGAUAGUGUUUGAAUUGGACAGUGACAUUUCUAUCCGGUUUACCGAGUGACGUAAAGUAUAUUAAACUUUUAGGAAAAUAAUAAAAAGAACGCGAAGCUUUAGAAAGAUAUCAAAGCUUUUUCAUCGUCUAACGUUCUAGUGUAUGUGUAUGUAUCAUACGAGUAUAUAAUAUAAAUAUCGUUCCGUGCUAUUCCUUUAAACGAAUAUAUAUAUAUAUAUAUAUAUAUAUAUAUAUAUAUAUAUACACAUAUACAUAAAAGUGUAUGCGUCUGUGUGUGUGAGCGAAUGAGUAACCGAAUGAACGAAUGCAUCUAUGUAUACAUGUGUAUAACGUGUACGAAUGUGUAUAUGUAAAAGAAGAGAAAGAGAAUGAAUAUGAAGAAGAUGAAAAAGAUGAAGAAUAAAUGACAAAGAUUUUUUUUUUUAUCGAGACGAUUUUUUCUUAUUUCGUUCGAGAUUUGUCCUUCCUUCUCGCAAUGACCUUUCGCAUACAUGAAUGCGUGCAACUCGUUUCUAUGAGGAAAGAAAGCAAGGAAAUAGAAGGAAAAGACAAAGAAAGAAAAAAGAAACAAUAAGAAUAAAAAAUCCUGGAACAACGAAGCCAUUGUUGUACAUAUACACACACAUACGUACAUACGUACAUACAUACAUAUAUGCAUAGAUAGAUGUGCAUAUGAAACGUGCAAAUUAAAAACACGUUAUAUCGCGGCGUUGUUCUAGCGCACGUGUUGCUGGUGCUUCGUCAAAACGAGAUGCGGAUCGCGUGAGCUUUAUUAAAAUAAAUAUCAUUUUCCUAUUUUCUAUGCUCGUUAUCGAUCGAUCAUCGGACAUUUUUUUCUUCGUCCUUGUAUAGCAAACUACCGUUGUUCGUAUGAUUAGAAAAAUAUCGGCGUAAAAUGCUAUCUAAUUAACCUUUUUUUUUUUGUUCUAGUUUCAAUAUCGGC